UUCACUGAGUUUUGAGUUAGAUCGGAACCUGAACACAUCGAAUAUUUGAUCAGGCGCUACGAAAAUGUGGGAACUUCAGGCUUUGGUCGUGCACAUUUUGCUGCUUGGCUGCAUCAUUCACAUAUAUUUUCAAUCAACUAUUGUGGCGCAUCUGGAGCCGCAGAAGACACUGCCAGAGUUGGGUCUGCAGCCGCCGGCCGAUCGACUGGUGGUAUUCAUUGCCCAUGGCCUGCGGGCAGAGUCGUUCUUCUCGGGUAACUGCAGCGGGGUGCCACACAUCCAGCAGCUGUUCGAGAAGCAGGGCAUAGUCGGUAUAUCGAGUGGCCUCGCACCGACAAUGACCCGACCCGGACUCAUUGCUAUGUUCGCUGGCUUCACCGAGGAUCCACAGACGGCCAUCACCAAUUUCAUGUGGAAUCCCACGCCCUUCGACUCGGUAUUCAAUCGCAGCCGCAUCGCCAUCGGUUGGGUGCCCAAAACGGUGGCCGAUUACUUCACCCGUUCCCGGGGUGAGCCGCCGCGAUUCGAAACGGAUUUCGCUGGAGGAUUUAAGACCGAUGCCUGGGUGUACGAGAAGGCACGCAACUUUCUGACCAGCGACGAAAAUAUCAGACAGCUGCACAAUGCCACGCAGGCGGUGUUUUUGGUGUAUUUGUCGGAGCUGGACAAGGUCGGGCACGGGUUCACGCCGCUGCGACCAGAGUUCCGGGAAACUCUGCAUGCCACACAGCAGAAAAUUCGAAAGGCUUACGAGCUCUUUGAGAGCGCAUUCAACGACAGUCGCACUGCCUAUCUGAUGACAUCCGAUCAUGGCAUGGCCGAUAUGGGCUUCCAUGGCGGUGGAACUGAUCUGGAAAAAGAAAUGCCAUUCUUCCUGUGGGGUGCCGGGGUGAAGCGCCAAGGACCCCACACCGGGCAAAGCUUCACGGCCAACGCGCAUGGACUGCAGCUGCCGUUGCAGGAACUCAACCAGAUUCAACUGGCGCCGCUGAUGUCAGCCCUGAUUGGCCUACCGCCGCCCAUAAACAACCGAGCCCCACUGCCCCUGGGCUACCUCAAUGUGAGCGUGGAGUACGAGCGGCAGUCGUUGCUGCUGAAUGUCCUGCAACUGCUGUCACAGGCCAGGAGCGUGUUGCUGCGUCACGAGCGCAGCCUCUUCCACAAAUGGCUACCCAAAUAUGGGAAACUGGAUGCGGCACGGACCGCGAGCCUGCCCACUGAAGUUGAGCAGCUAAUGGCGAGAGGCUACGUCAAAACGGCCGUGCAACUGCUCCUGCAAACGUGCUGGCGUGCGCGGCAGUGCCUGGACUACUACCAGGACUACUAUCGAACCCCAUUGCUGGUGGCCAUGGGUGCCUCGUUUCUGGGCUGGCUUUUCUGUCUGGCGGUGUGGCUGACGCGCUCAUUCUCGGACCCGGACCCGGACUCGAACCCGCAACCGAAGAUGGGACUCCAAACAUGGAUGACGGCUCUGAUGGUCCUGCUGGGAAUCGCGCUCGGAUGUGUGUUGCUUCUGCAACGGGUGCCCUGCAUGACGGCCUUUUAUCUGCUGCUGCCCAUCGGCAUCUGGACGAUGGCCCUGGCCGAACGCCCGCUGCAUGGCCGCUCCAUUCCCUACCCGCUGACACACUUGGCCUGGACAGUGAUUCCCGCCGGAUUGGUUGUAACGACAUCAUUUAUGAACCGCCAUGUGGGCCUGCUCUACGCUGCUGUUGUGGUUGCCUACAAUCGGCGCGGCUUCCGUCGACCCACACUCAAGUUCUUCCUCUGGCUGGCGGCCGUUCUGCUCCCCAGUGGCUUUCUCAUUGUCCAGCAGAACUACAGAUUUAAAUUGAUACCCAGCGAAUAUAUUCUGGGGUUCAGCAUGUGUCUGGCCGUGUUCCUGCCAUGGCUACUGGGACACAAGCAUCCGAUGCACGUUUGGCUGAUCAACUCGGGCAUUCUGCUGAUUGGAAUCUACGGCAUUUAUCUCCGCGAGAAUACUCUGCAGGUUGCACUGUACUUAGAGGUGGCCUUCUGGGCCUUCCUCGCCUACGCAUUCCUGUCGGUGCCAUACAGCGGUGCGGACACCCCACUCAGCCGGCUACAUUUGAUUUCGUUCAACCUGAUUGUGGUUCAUGCGCUGCUUUCCCUUUCGGCGGGAUCGCUCUUCAAUCAAAUGCUGAUCACCGAGUUCCUGCUGGGCCAACACAUUCAUUCGGAGAUCAAUAAAGCCAAGAAGAAGGCAAUAGAAGAGGAGCCGGAGCCCGAACCUGAGGCGAGUAACGGGAAUGAAAACGAGACUCUACAGAAAGAUGUAGAAACUCUCCCAACGGCACUGGACAGCUUAAAGCUAUGCUACCGCUAUGCCACCUUCAUUCUGCUCUACUUCUACGUAUCCUUUUUCGGAUCCGGACACUGGCUCUUCAGUUUCGCCUUCCAGCCGACCACUUCCCGCCUGCUAGUAUCCAACUCUCCUCCAAUCACAAUGACCGCCCUCAUCAUACUCAAGAUAUUGAUUCCAUCCAUAAUCAUCAUGUCGGGCGUGUACACAUUUUCGGCGUACGCCCGAAAGAACAGCCGUGCCAUCUUCAUCUGCAUGUUCCUGAUUAGCGAUGUCAUGUGUUUGUAUUUCUGUUUCUAUGUGCGCAACGAUGGCUCCUGGCGGGACAUGCGCCGCUCAAUGGAUCAUGUCCUCCUGACCAACACUCUUGUGAUCCUGCUGCUGGGCUGCUCCUGUUUUAUCAAGUCCUUUCUUAAUUGCCAUCAAGGCCCCUAGAACCAAGCCACCCAUCGUAAUGCAGGUGAUUAUGCAGGGAAACCCUGUUGCCCCCACUUAUCCACAGUUUGAUGCCGAAGGGAUCCAGUGUUAAGUGUUUGCUUUUAAAUGCAACGAAAAUAUUGUUAAAUCAAAUUAAAUGUUUAUUUUGUUA
Molecule: messenger RNA, 2912 nt
Organism: Drosophila obscura
Lineage: Eukaryota; Metazoa; Arthropoda; Insecta; Diptera; Drosophilidae
Product: GPI ethanolamine phosphate transferase 1
Exons: 2
Coding region: 65-2758 (897 amino acids)
Biological process (GO): GPI anchor biosynthetic process
Cellular component (GO): endoplasmic reticulum membrane
Molecular function (GO): mannose-ethanolamine phosphotransferase activity
Source: RefSeq, a predicted model, not a curated record